Racocetra persica is the source of this 330-nucleotide messenger RNA. The record is from the annotation of a GenBank genome assembly. NCBI's taxonomy places the organism in Eukaryota, Fungi, Glomeromycota, Glomeromycetes, Diversisporales, Gigasporaceae.
UAUGUUUUACGAAGCUAUAGUCACUUUUUAAUGUGGAAGACGUGCCAACAAUUUGUUAGUCAUGUGAGAAGCAGGCAAGGACUUGAGGAUGGACAGGACAGAUAUCCUGUAUUUGAUGUUCGUCCAACAUCAACUUUAGGUUAUACCAUCGCCAAAAUAUCUGCAACAAAAGCGCAUCGUCUUUGGGUGGUGGACGAACGGAUGCGCGCUAUUGGUGUGAGCCUGACGGAUAUACUUCUUGUAAUUGCACGUUCAGGAUUAGUUCCUUAUCAUUCGCAUCAACAGGCCAAAGCGAAUAAAGCAGCAGCAGUUGAGAUGCAGAAAGGCUUA